AUGUCGACCGAGUUUCUUCGCGUUACAAUCGAGACCAAGUGCAUUCAAAUUAAGCAAUCGCCAAAAGGUUACACAAGAGCCAGUAACGCAAACACUCACACAUUUCCAUCCCAUCUCCCAGCUUCCAGAACGAAACAUCAACAACUUGGGAUGAACAACUGGCCCCUGUCAACAAAACAUCCCCGUGCUCCCCUUCGUGCAUACUUCACUCUCCAAGAUUCAAGAUUCAAACCUAAAGACCAACCAGCUCCAUCUCGUCGCGGUGAGGACCACUUGAGUGAGUCGCAGGCCGCAUCCGCCGGGUCGCCGUUUGACAUGACGAAACGGAUUGAGUACACCCGAACCCAGCGAGCUCAUCAUAAAUACAAGGGACCCUCACAGCAAUGGUUUACUGCUUACAUCUUUCCAUGUCGUACACAUUACGAAGAUUAUCUACCGAACAUCCUCUACGUGGAAAUACACCCGUCUCCUUAA
Messenger RNA from Colletotrichum lupini, 474 nucleotides. RefSeq lists its product as uncharacterized. The record is from RefSeq and is a predicted model, not a curated record. Lineage: Eukaryota; Fungi; Ascomycota; Sordariomycetes; Glomerellales; Glomerellaceae. Bases 1 to 474 code for a protein of 157 amino acids. The transcript is spliced from 5 exons.